ACACCUGUAAGGAAGAGAGGGGUGAGAGCAAAGCAGGAGGCAGAGCUGAUAAAAGGCUGCUGUGAGCCUUUGCCUCUCCUGGGAAGGGGUGUAUCAAGCUUCCUAGGCUAAGAGUGGAGAUGAGAGGUAAAGGUGAAAAUGGAGUCUCCACAGUGUGAGCAGAGGAUCACAAAGGUCUCACUAGCCGAGAUCCUGAGGUGUUUUGAGCAUGCUAUAAGUGAGGAGCAAGCCUGGGCUAUCUGUUUUCAGUGUUGCCGUAAAAUGGAGCAGUUGGCUCAGGGGCUGUGCCUACCGCUCCAUUCUGUAUUCAUAAAAGGUCCUGGAAGCAUCUUUAUCCAUGCUGACGGUACUGUUUCCUUCAAGGUGUACCACAAGUCUGAUGUUGGCAGCAUUCAGCAGUCAGAGGACAAGCUGCUGGAGUACUUGGGAGUGGUGAUCUAUGAAGCCCUGGACUGGGGACUCGACAGCCAAGCGGAGCGAGAGCUGAGUGAUCCUUUGGAGAAAGUGCUGUGCCUCAUGUUGCAACUGGAUGAUGAAGCAAUGAAACCAGCAGUCACCCUGCAGGAUGUUAUCAAGGCCUGUGAGGAGCACUUGUGCAGGCCUUCUGAGGCUACCAGCCAUUAUAAAAGGACCUGUAGCAGCUUGUUUACUGAAUAUAUGGAACUUCAGAAGCUUAUGACCAUCAUCCAGACCUCCAAAGAGAGGCUAAGAAAAAUGAGUGUGGAAGAUUUGGUGGAAAAUCCCCUCCAGAAGAAGGAAAAACACUGGCCAGCUGUUGACUUGGCCCUCACUGGUUUCUCUGAGGCAUCUCUGUGGCCCAACGUCAUCCGUGAACUGCAGAACGGUGUGAGGCUGCGCAAGGCCACUGAGCGACCACAGCAUCAUGUGACUUCAAAUGAACGUAUACGCUCUCCCUAUGAAUUACUUUUGGAUGACAUUCAGCACAAAAGGUACACCCUUCGGAAGGUGGUCAUCAAGCACAAACACAAGACCCCCAAAGCUGAUGUAGCUGCUCCCAAGCCUCAUCUAAAACCUGUGAUGGGGAAGAAGCUGAAAGAGUGUGUGCCGUGGGAUUCCCGCUGGUGUGAACAUCUCGUAUCAGAAAUAAAACAACCACAGGAGCUUCUGUCACCAGCAGCAAGGGAAGAGGGGAAGAGGACCAAAGAAAUGGUUGUGACACCAAAUACUACCUUGAAAUAUCCAAGCGAUGGUUUAACUCUUCAACAUGCCAGUACCAAGUUUAAAAUUAUCAACACUACAACACAGCAGCUCAGACCAGGACUUCAGGAAACCACUCCCAAGCUGCCUUCCAGCACCUGUCUUGCCUCAAACAGGGCAUCAGUAAUAUCCUGCAACAGAACAGGUCUUGCUGCAAAUUGCAUGUGUCCUCCCAUGAGUGCACCCACAUUAGGAGACAUUAAACUGAAUGGUUUCCCGGACACUGGCCAACAGCAACUGCCUCCUUACAGAGGAAGGUCCAAAUCUUUAGAGAGAGGCCUUCAAAGCAAGGAGCUUGACUGUCCCUUUCCUACCAAGUGGCCAUCACCAACCAUUGCUGAGCUGAUUGGAACCAGGUAUGCGAUGAUGAUGCUGGAAGGGCAAGGCUUCUUCCAAGGAGGUAGUGAUGGUGCUAUUCUGAGAGCAAAGAUAUGUUUCAGCUGCUGUAGGCAGAUGUUUCUUAAGUGGCCUUACAGCUGUUACCUCUGCAGCAGUGUCGUCUGCUGUGACUGCUGCAUCAAGAUGUCCAUGCCCUUCAGAAUGUGUGUACAUCUCCCACUUCAUUUCUUAAGACUUUUGAGACUCUCCAGAGAGGAGGACCCAGCUACUCAAAAGCAGAAGAGCUCAGAGCUGCUGCAUGAAAUCGAGCACUGGGAGUGUUUGGGUGUGCCUGUUAUUUUGGAACCCCAUUGCCUAGCACAGCCUCUGUGCUGUUACACAGGGACCAUGGCUGACUGGCUGACUGCAGACAUCUGUAUGCGAUGUGAGCAGUAUCUGUUGAACAUGGCUUCCAGUCAACAGCGGAGCAUCCCUCUCAGGAGAAUUUCUUGGCCCUGAACAAAACUGGAAUGACUACCAUACAUUUCUCCUGUCACUUGUUCUGUACCUGAAGUAAAUGAAACGGCUUUAUGCACCAACCGACAUAAAGGCCCAAAUAAAAGACCUCCCUGCUGCUUAGUCUGAGCAGGAAGCACAGUUAGUAUUUAUGUAUUGUGUAGUAUUACAAAGCAUUGCGGUUUUUAGAACUGUUUUAAUUCUUUUACGUGUCCUUGGGGAAAUAAAUGUUGAAGCACUA
Columba livia (rock pigeon) is the source of this 2293-nucleotide messenger RNA. RefSeq names its product protein spire homolog 1. Gene Ontology annotation, cellular component: cytoplasmic vesicle membrane; cell cortex. Bases 139 to 2055 code for a protein of 638 amino acids. The transcript has 16 exons. Lineage: Eukaryota; Metazoa; Chordata; Aves; Columbiformes; Columbidae. Gene Ontology annotation, molecular function: actin binding. Gene Ontology annotation, biological process: actin filament network formation; establishment of meiotic spindle localization; actin nucleation. The record is from RefSeq and is a predicted model, not a curated record.